AUGGCCAACGACACCCCCGCCUCGUGCCUUCUCUUCAUGCGUCUCUGCCAGCUCAAGAUCAGCGGCAAAGACAUCAACGACCUCAUCGAUCGUAUUCAAUCUCUUUCGCUCGAAUACAAGCAGGCUUCCGGCCGAGUUGUCGACGACGAUGCCCUCAAAGUGAUCCUCAUCAACCAAGCCUUUGCUAUCCCGGAGUAUCACCUUGUUGUCAAGGGUCUAACCGAGAAAGGUCAGCUCGGAGACUACUAUACCCUGGCCAAGGCUUUGCUUGACAAGUGGAAAUCCAUCCGCUGA
This is a messenger RNA of Ustilago hordei, 294 nucleotides long. RefSeq lists its product as uncharacterized. Lineage: Eukaryota; Fungi; Basidiomycota; Ustilaginomycetes; Ustilaginales; Ustilaginaceae. The record is from RefSeq and is a predicted model, not a curated record. The transcript has a single exon. The coding region runs from base 1 to 294 and encodes 97 amino acids.